Molecule: messenger RNA, 1290 nt
Organism: Papaver somniferum (opium poppy)
Lineage: Eukaryota; Viridiplantae; Streptophyta; Magnoliopsida; Ranunculales; Papaveraceae
Product: NAC transcription factor 29-like
Exons: 4
Coding region: 1-1290 (429 amino acids)
Biological process (GO): regulation of DNA-templated transcription
Molecular function (GO): DNA binding
Source: RefSeq, a predicted model, not a curated record
AUGGGUGAUGCACAAAGAAUCGUUGGCUUGUCAGAAGCACCUCAGGAAAGUUACUGCAGCAUAUUUUGUUGUUGGGAAUGCUUCAUUAAAAAAGACAGUUGCAUUGCUGAAGAGGGAGCAUCAUCAUCAUUAACACCGCAAGAAUUAGCUGACGCGCGAGUUGAACAUUACUUGAAAAACUUUCCGGUGGGAUUGAAAUUUCGACCAAGUGAUGAGGAGUUAGUACUAUUUUAUCUUCUUAAGAGAUCAAGGAAUGAACCGUUACCUAUUAGUCCAAUAAAAGAAGUAAACAUCUAUGGGUUUACUCCUGAAGAUCUUCUAGAUAGGUACAAGAAUUAUGGAAUAGAAGGGAUAGAAGGAAAAGAAUUGUACGUUUUCACACCCAGAGAAAGAAAAUAUCCCAAUGGAUCUCGACCUGGACGCUAUAUUACUGGUCGUUAUAUAGGAUUUUGGAAAAUUGUUGGAAAACCUGAUCCAAUUCCUAAUGAGCGUAAUCAAAUUGGGACCAAGCGUUCGCUGAAAUUUUUUAUAGGCACGAAAGACAAUAAUUCAAUGACACCGUUUUCCAUGACUGAAUACAUCUUAAAAAGCAAGAUAAAUAGUGAAUCAGGUCAUCAAAAUGGCAGUAAGAAGCAGGAGCCGGUGAAUUUGGCGUUGUGUAAGAUUUGGAAAAGACUACCUUCUAAGAAAGACUUAUCACCGGUUGCAGAAUUGUCGAUGGAGACUACUGAUACUAAUUUGCUCGAGAACGCAGAAUAUAAUUCAUCAGAGCUGGUCAUGGAGGCGCAUCAAGGUUCCUCCUUGAGCAAUAUGGUUAUGCCUACUGAUAAUGAAAAUUCUUCACAUACUAAUGGAUUCUUGCAAGACUACCACAUUGAAGAUGCGACCAACUCGUAUGGAGGUUUUCUGGAUAAUGAAGGCAUAAACAACAUAUCGUUUGAACAACAAGAUGAUCUAGGGUACCUUGAUGCCUUGCUCGACGACACUAACACAGAUUUCAAUCCAUUUGAGCCAGCCAUGGGUGCGUAUCAAGAUUUUAACUUGAUGGAUAUGAUUAUGGCUAAUGAUGGAAAUUUCUCAAAUAUUAACAGACCCUCUCAAGACCAUAUGGCGAUGCAGGAGACAUUUGUGAAUCCUUUUAUGACUUUGGGUGAAAACUAUUUGCUGGGAGAAAAACAGAACGGAGAGUUACAGGUGGCAUUGAACCAAGAGAACCAAUUUGAGUCAUCAGUCAUUCUAAACUCAUCAAACGAUUUGUAUAUCAGUGGUUCUUCUUCAGCAAAUCAAUAA